AUGCGCCGAGUCCUCCGGCUGCUCCUUGGCUGCUUCCUCACCGAGCUGUGCGCCCGCGUGUGCCGGGCGCAGGAGAGAGCUGGGCACGGGCAGCUGGCGCAACUGGGCGGCGUGCUGCUCCUCACAGGGGGCAACCGCUCCGGGGCCGCCUCCGGAGAGGCCGGCGAGGGCGUCGGGGGCUCGGACGCACCGCCGACUCGGGCGCCCACGCCGGACUCCUGUCGGGGCUACUUCGAUGUCAUGGGCCAGUGGGACCCGCCGUUCAACUGCAGCUCAGGCGACUUCAUCUUCUGCUGCGGGACUUGUGGCUUCCGGUUCUGCUGCACGUUUAAGAAGCGGCGACUGAACCAAAGCACCUGUACCAACUACGACACGCCGCUCUGGCUCAACACCGGCAAGCCUCCAGCGCGUAAGGAUGACCCCCUGCACGACCCCACCAAGGACAAGACCAAUCUGAUCGUCUACAUCAUCUGCGGGGUGGUGGCUGUCAUGGUGCUGGUGGGCAUCUUCACCAAGCUGGGGUUGGAGAAAGCGCACCGGCCCCAAAGGGAACACAUGUCCAGAGCCCUUGCGGAUGUCAUGAGGCCACAGGGCCACUGCAACACUGACCACAUGGAGAGAGACCUUAACAUUGUCGUCCACGUGCAGCAUUAUGAGAACAUGGACACAAGAACCCCCAUAAAUAAUCUCCAUACCACCCAGAUGAACAACGCAGUGCCCACUUCUCCUCUGCUCCAGCAGAUGGGACACCCACAUUCAUACCCCAACCUGGGCCAGAUUUCUAAUCCAUAUGAACAGCAGCCUCCAGGCAAAGAGCUCAACAAGUAUGCCUCCCUAAAGGCAGUAGGAAAUUCUGAUGGUGACUGGGCAGUGGCGACACUUAAGUCACCGAAAGCUGACAAGGUCAAUGAUGACUUCUACACCAAGCGAAGGCACCUGGCGGAGCUGGCUGCCAAGGGAAAUCUCCCUCUGCACCCUGUAAGAGUGGAAGAUGAGACCAGGGCCUUCAGCCCGGAGCACGGGCCUGCCCAGCAGAAUGGACAGAAGUCUCGCACUAACAAGAUGCCCCCUCAUCCCCUGGCCUACAACUCGACUGCCAACUUUAAGACCUGGGACCCCAGUGACCAGUCUCUCCGGCGACAGGCUUAUGGCAACAAGGGCAAGCUUGGCAUAGCUGAGUCCGGCUCUUGCGACCCCUUAGGAACUCGCACCCAGCAUUUCCCGCCCACACAGCCAUACUUCAUCACCAACAGCAAAACAGAAGUGACUGUCUGA
Molecule: messenger RNA, 1275 nt
Organism: Arvicola amphibius (Eurasian water vole)
Lineage: Eukaryota; Metazoa; Chordata; Mammalia; Rodentia; Cricetidae
Gene: Shisa9
Product: shisa family member 9
Exons: 5
Coding region: 1-1275 (424 amino acids)
Biological process (GO): regulation of AMPA receptor activity; regulation of short-term neuronal synaptic plasticity
Cellular component (GO): dendritic spine membrane; postsynaptic membrane; postsynaptic density
Source: RefSeq, a predicted model, not a curated record